Parnassius apollo (apollo) is the source of this 2631-nucleotide messenger RNA. NCBI's taxonomy places the organism in Eukaryota, Metazoa, Arthropoda, Insecta, Lepidoptera, Papilionidae. The record is from the annotation of a GenBank genome assembly.
AUGCCGCCGACGACUUCAGCUGAAAAGCAGAAAAAAUAUCGCGAUAAGUUGAAAAAAGAAAACCCUCAAAAGUAUGAAGAAAUACAAAAGAAGGCCAAAGAAAGAUCUGCACGUUACUAUGAGAAAAAAAAGAGUACCUAUACUGAAGAGCACAAACAAGAGUUACGGAAUAAAUGGAAGGAAGAUCGGAAAAAAGCAACAGAUGCAAAAAUGGCAUCACAAAAUGAACCGGGUACGUCACAUACUUCAAAUUCCAAGCAAGAUAAUAACCAAUUAACUUGCCGUAAUAUGCAACGCCAAAUUGAAUACAGGCUGAAACAAGAAACUGCACAACCGAGAUUACAGUUAAACACAUUGACUAAAGGUUUCAAAAGUGUUCAGAAAAAAACGAAUAGACAACAAAAGAAAAGAGACAAGAUGCAGGCAGAUUACGAAAAUUUAUUAACUAGAUUAAUCACGACAGAUGAAACAAAGGACACAUAUACGCGAGAAUUAGAAGAGAAAACACCGAUGAAAGAAGUAACAGAGUUCAUAAAUAAUAACAUACCUAACAUUGAAACUCCCAAAAAAGAAGAAGUUAAUAAGAAACUACUAGAACACGAUGUACUAACGAAGUCACUAAAAUUACAAUUCCAAACUGCUAACAAUACCGAAAAGAAUGUUUUGAGAAAAGUUUUGGAUAACAACAUUGUGAAAAAAUAUAAACUGAAAACAAGAGGCAACUGUGAAUGUCACUCACCUGUAGCUCAUAGCUUUUUGCCCACUAUUUACGCAAACGAAAAACACACAUCGAAUAAACAAGAAAAAUGUGAAAAGAAAAAGGAAGUUAAAAAUUCAAAGAAUAGCAAUAAAACUAGGCGAAGGCGUUUCAGUUCAUCAACCGAAGAAGAUGAAUAUGAUGAUAGUAUUGAGUAUGCGGAAAGCGACGCCUCGGCGUUUUUUUCUGAUGAAUCAAUAAGUCCAGAUUUUAACGACGAUGAAAACAAUCUAAUCACAGAACUUGACGAAAAAACAGGUGUUCUGAGGCCAAAAAUUAAUCCAAACAAGAAAGUCACUCUGCUAUCCACAAUAAUUUUAAAGAAACCUUAUGCUGAAAAUAAUCCUAAACAUGAAAGGAAAAGAAAAAUAAUUUGUGAAAAUGAAGAUUUAAUUCAUAAAAGAUUUUGCGAAACUACGCAACAUGUUACUAGGAAAGAUGUUGUGGCAAUUUUGUCAAAAAUAAGAAAAAACCCGGAAAAUACUGCAAAAGAAGAGAGAAAAGAAGCUGAUGAAAAUAAAGAAAAUUAUACAAUUGAGACUGAAUAUAAAAAACAACUUGAAAGCAUGAGAGGACAAAAUAAUAUUGGUGAAGUUUUACAAGACGCAGAUAAAUAUAAACAAAUGGAGAAAACAGAUUUAGAUAAAAUAAACAAAUCUGAGAAUUUAAAAGAAGAUGAAAGUGACAAGGAAUCGAAUACAAAGGAAGAAGGAGAAAAAGCAAUUGAGAGUAUUCUGAAGAUGCCAGUUAAUUCUAUUUCGGAAACGAAAAAAGGUGUUGAAAAGUCUAAAUUCCCACUAUCCUUAAACAGAAAUAAUGCAACACUCUUGAGCAGUGAAAAUAGAAGACCACAUAAUUUAAAAGAUAUUUCUAGCUCUUUUAAAGCAUCCGAGGAGAAUAAAGAAAAUAAACCAGUGAAACGACCAUUAAACGGCACUUAUUUUAAUACUUUGAAUGCUGCGAAGAAACUGAAACCAUUGACAGAAACACCGAAACCUACCGAUUCUGAGCUGAUAGUAUUAGAGCAGUCGCCAGCCAGCUCUGCCAUGUUGAAUGGCCACCAUCCAACGGAUAUUCAGUAUGGAGGAGGCACACAAUGGAAGGCCCCAAUUGCUACGUUAUCAAACCUGGGAAAUACAUGUUUUUUAAACAGUGUUUUAUAUACAUUGAGGUAUGCGCCACGGUUUCUCCAUAAUCUCCACCAUCUUGUAUCAGACCUGGCCAGUGUGGAACAGAAACUAGGCAGUAUAAGGUUAAAGAGCUCCUCCCUGGGUCGAAGUGCAGCUGGACUGGCUUCUUCUGGAGCUAGGUCAUGGAGCAGUAAGGACUUACUUUCACUUGGACAGUCGGACAAUAGUUCUGGAAAAAGUAAAAUUCAGAUAGCUACAGAGAAACUGCAUGAGACCUACCUGAACCUGCGAGCAGCUGAAAGCAAGUGUUUAAACAGUGGCUCGGGUGAUGCUAGUCCUGAGCCUUACGCCGCUGAUGCCUUUCUCGCUGCGCUUAGGGAUGUUAACUCUACAUUUGAGGGUAACCGACAGCAAGACGCGCACGAACUUCUAGUAUGUAUAUUAGACAAUAUCAGAGAAACCUGUCGAGCGCUCAGUUCUCGUGCUUCACGUCUACAGUUACAUGAAAAUGGGGAUAGCAAUGGUCUAGGUCGCCAGCCCACCAUAGAUGGUGAUGCUGGUAAGCCAACACUUGGCAACUUACGCAAAUCCUGGAAAAAACGUAAGGAAAUUAAGGCAAGUGAGAAGCGGCACUCGCCUACAGAAGAGCGAGCUCCUUCUCCUGCCGAUCCAGAAAGGGAAGAGCGCUCACGCCCUGGUUGGGACUUUGUAGCUGAUGACUUUGAAGGUAGAUCAAAAUUUUGA